Molecule: messenger RNA, 426 nt
Organism: Penicillium bovifimosum
Lineage: Eukaryota; Fungi; Ascomycota; Eurotiomycetes; Eurotiales; Aspergillaceae
Exons: 1
Coding region: 1-426 (141 amino acids)
Source: RefSeq, a predicted model, not a curated record
AUGUCCACCGACUCAGAGAAGAUCACUGCGUGCGUCAACGCUUUGCGCGAUGUCAUUCGCACGAACUUUAUUCUCGUAGGCGGCGCUGCCGCCAACAUGCAAGGCCACGACCGAGUCACACAAGAUGUCGACAUUCUGAUCCGCGACCCGGCAAUUCUACACGAUCUCAAAGAUUUCGGCGGCUUCAAGUUGGUUGAGGGAAAGUUGCAUUAUGCUACGGUUCCAAUUGAUUUUCUGACCACCGUUGUCGGAACGCUCUCCUAUGACGAGGUUGAGCAAGCCGAGGCAGUUGAAUCCAUCCAGGGCAUCCGUUACCUAAAGCCGGACUUUGCGCUAGCAGCCAAAGUGAGGUGUGCAUAUCUUCGGCAGGAAGAUGAGAACGGGCUCAGCAAGCGACACUCUGAUCUUGAGGACGCAGUCUUCUGA